UGAAAAUGCAACUUUACGAUCAGGUCUGAAUAACCCAGAAAUCCUAUAUCCGCUGCAGUGACAGGCUUACAUAUACACACAAUUGUCAUUCUCUCUAAUCUGGAUCUCCUGAUCUGCACUCAGAUAUUUACAUUGUGCUAAUUGAAAAGGUGGGAUUGAGGCCAACCUAACCUGAUGAGAUGCAGUUGCUAGACACAACAGAUGCCCUUUAAGAACCAAUCGCUCCCAAAAAUAUCUCCCAGCCAAUCAUCAGGUUGCAACGUGCAGAGAGCCCAGAGAGCUGGUUAGGGUUACUCGCACUGCACUGGGAGUCUGCCUGGGGAACACACUUGGGAUCCUUCUUACGUAGUAACAGGCUUCUUGCAAUUCUGCAGCCAAAAUGGUCAUUAAGGUGUUUGUUGCUACUGUUGCAGGAUCCACUGCGAUAAAGAAGAAACAACAAGAAGUGGUUGGUUUUUUGGAGGCAAACAGAAUUGACUAUGAAGCCAAAGAUAUUGCGUGUAAUGACGACAACCGGCAGUGGAUGAGGGAGAACGUGCCUGGGGAGAAAAAGCCAAAGAACGGAAUUCCUCUUCCUCCCCAGAUCUUUAACGAGGAGCAGUAUUGUGGGGACUUUGAGUCGUUCUUUGAUGCGAAAGAAGGGAAUGAAAUCUUCGUGUUCCUGGGUCUAGCGCAACCUACAAGAUCAAAGGAAAUGGAGAUAUCACCUGACCUCCAAAAUGGAGAAGUCCCAGGAGAAGACAGCCAUAGUAGUGACACCUCCCCUGUAGCUGAGGAUAAGCCAGAAGAAAGCCAGGAAGAGGCCGCUGCAGCAGUGGAGGAGAAGCAGGAAGAAGAAGAAGCAGCAGCAGCAGCAGCAGAGGAGGUGGCAGCAGAAGCAGAUGAUGAGCAAGAAGGAGAGGAACAGGAAGAAGAGGGAGAAGAGGAAGAGGAAGAAUCAUAGGGAUCGGUAUUGUCCCUAUACUUUUAUUCAGGCUGCCCACAAUGAUAUCUCACAAAUGAACUGCACUUGGCGACUACAGACUACACUGCAAUUUGUUUCCACAAAGAAUAUUUCGGAAUCAUACAGGUUGGCGCUCUAGAUAAGGACUAAGUAAGAACUCCUCUGCAAAGCCUCUUUUUGGCACUUUAUCCUCAUUUCAACAAGGGCUUUUCACAUGAUUGUCCGUAUAACACUUUGCACUGAAUAUCCGCUGGAUUUGUUAUAACCUGGAUAUGUGAACUUAUAUUGUGAACACAAUUUGUAAUAAAGUUAGAAAUAAAAGUUGUAUUGUUUGUAA
Messenger RNA from Pseudophryne corroboree (corroboree frog), 1280 nucleotides. RefSeq names its product SH3 domain binding glutamate rich protein (gene SH3BGR). The coding region runs from base 380 to 943 and encodes 187 amino acids. Gene Ontology annotation, cellular component: cytoplasm. The transcript is spliced from 9 exons. The record is from RefSeq and is a predicted model, not a curated record. NCBI's taxonomy places the organism in Eukaryota, Metazoa, Chordata, Amphibia, Anura, Myobatrachidae.